Ostrinia nubilalis (European corn borer) is the source of this 6410-nucleotide messenger RNA. RefSeq names its product protein lap4 (gene scrib). Gene Ontology annotation, molecular function: protein binding. Gene Ontology annotation, cellular component: postsynaptic density; basolateral plasma membrane; adherens junction. Gene Ontology annotation, biological process: neurotransmitter receptor transport, endosome to postsynaptic membrane; neurotransmitter receptor transport postsynaptic membrane to endosome; receptor clustering. Lineage: Eukaryota; Metazoa; Arthropoda; Insecta; Lepidoptera; Crambidae. Bases 171 to 6386 code for a protein of 2071 amino acids. The record is from RefSeq and is a predicted model, not a curated record. The transcript has 32 exons.
CAGUUUGUGGCUUCGUUUACAAGGGUGAGGUGCGAGUCGCGUUUUUUCGAUUAUUUUGAUUAACAAUCAGUUUAUCAAAAUGAAAUAGUGUUAAAACUUACGACGUGCUCAAAUAUGUGUCGUUCUAGUGCUUUAACAAUACAUAGUUUGUUUGAAGUGUAGUGUCCAACAUGUUUCGGUGUAUACCUUUGUUCAAAUGUAAUCGCCAAGUGGAAUGUGUAGACAAGCGGCAUUGCUCUUUGCCAAACGUACCUGAAGACAUAUUGCGAUAUUCCAGAAGCUUGGAGGAACUUUUUUUGGAUGCCAAUCACAUACGGGAUUUGCCGAAGAAUUUCUUCAGGCUACAUCGACUCAGAAGAUUAGGGCUUAGUGAUAAUGAAAUUCAUAAACUCCCACCAGAUAUUCAGAAUUUCGAAAACUUAGUUGAGCUAGAUGUAUCUCGAAAUGAUAUUCCCGACAUCCCUGAGGACAUCAAGAAGCUGCGAGCGCUUCAGAUCGCGGACUUCAGCAGCAAUCCCAUUCCUCGGCUGCCAGCGGGCUUCAGCCAGCUGCGGGCCCUCACCGUCCUCGGGCUCAAUGACAUGUCCCUCACCAGCUUGCCCAGCGACUUUGGAAGUUUGGUGUCGCUGCAGUCGUUGGAGUUGAGAGAAAAUCUUCUGAAGUCAUUGCCAGAGUCUCUGAAAAACCUUACCAAAUUAGAGAGACUGGAUUUAGGGGACAAUGAAAUAGAAGAAUUGCCGGGUUUCAUCGGUGAGCUGCCCGCUCUAGAAGAAUUAUGGUUGGAUCACAACAAACUGCAGUACUUACCACCAGAAAUAGGAAACCUAAAAGCGCUGACAUGCCUCGACGUCAGCGAGAACAAACUGGAGAAACUUCCAGAAGACAUCGGGGGACUAUCUUCAUUGACCGACCUGCACCUAUCACAAAACAUGUUAGAAACGGUACCAGACGGUAUCGGACACUUAUCCAAGUUAGCUAUAUUGAAGUUGGACCAAAAUAGAUUACAUACGUUAAAUGAUAAUGUAGGAAGGUGUACAAAUCUACAAGAGCUUAUAUUAACGGAGAAUUUUUUAAUGGAGCUGCCUAAGUCGAUUGGAAAUCUCAACGAGUUGACAGUACUGAAUGUAGAUAGGAACUCUUUGGGUGAAAUACCGGUAGAUAUUGGGAAUAUGACUUUGUUGGGAGUGCUAAGUUUAAGGGACAACAAGUUAACGAGACUACCAAACGAGCUGGGGAAUUGUAAAUCGCUGCACGUUUUAGAUGUUAGUGGAAACAGGUUACAGUACUUACCAUAUACACUAGUUAAUUUGGAAUUGAAAGCGGUGUGGUUAUCAGAAAAUCAAGCGCAACCGCUACUGACCUUCCAAACCGAUAGAGACGAAACGACCGGAGAGAAUGUUCUCACUUGCUUUCUGCUACCGCAGCUUAGUUACACUCAACAACCAGAGCUGGAUCACACAGAGGUCGGCAGUGGAAACUGGUUCAGGGAUCACAGAUUUAUGUCACAAUCGCAAGAGCUAGAUAAAAUAAGAGAAACGAUACCGCGCGACCGAGAUUCCGAUAACGAAGAUUGGGAAGAGAAGGAGGCAUCACGAACACAUUCCGUCAAAUUCACCGAAGACGUGCCAGAAACCAGAGAGACUCCGUUCGUGCGUCAAAACACGCCUCACCCGAAGGAGUUGAAGGCAAAGGCACACAAGCUACUAGGCCGGUCACCAGAGGUCGUCACGGUGCCAAACGAACCGCCUACGGCUAACGGACUCCCAUUGACGGCACCAGAACCUGCCUCUCUGCCUGUGGAGGUUGUUGAAACUGUACACAAUAAUGAAGCCCCGCCCGAAAUCGUGAAAGACGACGAUAGCGACAACCAAACGGCAGCAGACGGCAGAGAAUCCUCCGAAGGCGAGAAUGACGAGAACGACGACUCUGACGAGUUGGAGCAUGGUUCUCGGCGGGUGGCAUGGCGCACGACGGUGGAGGACCGAGACGCGGGCCCUGGAGCAGGCCGGCUGCACCGCCGCGACACGCCCCACCACUUGAAGAACAAACGCGUGAACCAGAUCGACGCGGGGCGCGCGCGCGAUCUAAUAGCGCAGGCGAUUAAAAAAAGAGAGCAGCAAGAGGAUCAGAAGACUGAUGAAGAUGAAACCGAGCCCGAAACCGUGGAGGCGGCGAUGGAAGACGUGCACGAUGGUGAAUCAGUAUCCGACCGUGCCGAGAGCGAAGCGCGAGUGGUGAGCGACCAGCGAUGCAUAGAAGUUAGGAUCGCACGCGCAGCCGGCGGUCUCGGGCUAAGCAUCGCUGGCGGUCGUGGCUCCACGCCGUACAUUGGCCAUGACGAUGGCAUCUUCAUAUCGAGGGUCACACCUGGCGGCCCGGCGUAUAUGGCUGGUCUUAGGGUGGGCGACAAAGUACUGUCAGUGAACGGUACGUCUGUCGUUGAGGUGGACCAUUACUAUGCUGUGGAAGUCCUAAAAGCUAGUGGACAAACGUUGACGCUUGUCGUCACCAGGGAUUCACCUAAUUCCACCAGGACACACAGCAGAGCGCCUAGUGGGGCGAGCCACCAUUCCGUAUCGAGCACUACUGACACAGUUUCCACUUUAGAGAAUGGACAGAUCCCAACCGGCCGUGGCAUUCCAUCCAAACCGCUGAUCAUCGGCAACCAGUACGCCCAAGAGUUCGAGCCAGAGUACAAGGAGCCGGUGAAACUGCACAAUAAUCAGGCGCUUGUGGUGGUCACGCCAGCUGUGAACUUCAGUCCCUCGCCCACGGGACAGGCCGACUACCAGCGACUGCAGGCCUCCCCGCCGCCGCCGUCCACGGCACCGUACAUUCCGCCUGUAUACCAACAAAAAGUCCUAGUCCACACGACGCUGAUCCGCGACGGAGCCGGGCUCGGGUUCAGCAUAGCGGGCGGGAAGGGCUCCCCUGCGUACCGGGACGACAGCGACGCCAUCUACAUCUCGCGCAUCUCGCCGCAGGGCGCCGCCGCCAAGGACGGCAAGAUGAUGGUCGGCGACAAGGUGGCGUCGAUCAACGGCGUAGACAUGGAGAAUGGGCGUCACGAGACGGCUGUGUCGCUGCUUACAGGACACGAGCGCUUUGUGCGACUCGUGUUACAGCGAACCAUCACCUCCGAACACGGCGAAACGCCCCCGCGCAAGUCGACGUCAGACGAAGUGAGAGAACACAAGACGAGCCUGCAGAAUGUGAACAAAUCACCGUCACCGAUACCGACACAGAUAAUACAGCCGCCGGCACCGAAGCCCACCAAUCACGUUAGCGCAAUAGUCGGCAAUCACACCUCGCACCCUGCACCGCGCGUGUCCACGCAUGUCGCACCGCCCGCGUCGCAGCUCGCACCGCAGCUCGCACCACAGCUCGCACCACAGCCCGCACCGCAGCCGGUGAAGCAAGCGCCGCCCGCGCCGGUCCCGCCGCAACCCGCACCGAGGCGGCUGAGUCAAACGAAUGGACAGGGCCCCAAGUCGACAACUAACAGUGCGAGCACGCCCUUAACCCCCGGCGCUCCUAACACCCACGGCUCUACAGACGACGUGUUCGAAGACAUCCAGCCGUCGCGGCCGAUCACGAACGAGGAGUUCCAAGCGAUGAUCCCGGCUCACUUCCUCGGCGGGCCGCGGCCGGUGUCCGAGCCGCCGGAAAAAGGCGUGCGCGUCACCGUCGAGAGGCCCACCGCCGGAAUCGUGAUGCCGCCGCCGCCGUCCGCCCUCGGACGUGUCACGGAGACGAUCACCAAGUCGACGUUCACGGAGACCACGGUCACGAGGAUCACGGACAACCAGCUCGUCGCGCCGCUCAUCAUCGAAGAUGUGACUUUAGUCAAAGAUGGCGGAUCUCUCGGUUUUAGCAUCAUCGGAGGAACAGAUCAUUCGUGCAUUCCAUUCGGAGGCAAAGAACCCGGAAUAUUUGUGUCCCAUGUGGUACCCGGCGGCGUGGCGGCUCGCUCCGGCAAGCUUCGCAUGGGCGACCGCAUCCUCAAAGUCAACGGUCACGAACUGACCGGCGUCACGCAUCGUGAGGCGGUCCAGUUGCUGCUACAGCCUGGCCCUACACUAGGCCUUACUGUCCGCCACGACCCACUGCCUCAAGGAUACCAGGACUUAACGAUUAUAAAGCAAGAAGGCGAAAAACUUGGCAUGCACAUAAAAGGAGGACUGAACGGCCAGCGUGGCAACCCUAACGAUCCUAACGAUGAAGGAGUCUUCAUAUCGAAAAUAAACAGUGGUGGAGCUGCAAGGAGAGAUGGCAGACUAAAGGUUGGCAUGCGUCUAUUGGAAGUGAACGGCGUUUCACUGCUAGGCGCGACGCACAACGAGGCGGUGAACGCUUUGAGACAAGCCACCAACGCGCCUCUACACCUUGUGGUCUGCUACGGGUAUACGCGCCCAGAGAAGUAUACCACCGGUAGCGAGAGCGGGACAGCGGACACCGGCGGCUCUCUGUCUCACUCAACGUCGAGCCUGGAUCGAGAUGAGUCGUUGCACCAUCAUCAACAGGAGCAACACUUCCAACAGGAUUUAGUUGAGUUUGAACAUGAGAAACAAGUCGCAGAAGUAAGGGAGAAGUCUACUCCUGAAAAGGUGCUAGAUAUAGUCCACGCCGUGGAAAGCAUGGCCCUAGAGCCGGCGCCGCCCACGUCGCCGGAGCCCCACCACAAGACGACCACCGUCGUCAUGUCCAAACACACCCUCCAACCUCAGUCGUCUAGUUCGCAAGCGGCUCCCCCCUCGCCGCUCGCGGUGUUCACUCAGCAGAAGGUGAAGACGCCGCCCCCCCACACCCCGCCUCCCCCGGAAGACGCCGGCACGCCCGUCGACCCGCCCCGCGCGCCGCCGUCCCGCCCCACGCUGCCGCCGCCGCCUCCCCCGGCCAAACAGAAACCAAAAGUGCCACGAAAGCCACAGACGAAGCGAGUUAGUUUCAUCCAGGAACAAGACCGCGAACCCGAACACUCGUUGUCGACGAACGAACCGAAAACGAACCCUCGAAUGUUGCAUGAAACGCAUGAGGAAACAAGAGAACCCGUAAUCGACACUAACGAUGCAUGCGCGGGUGUUAGCUCUUUACUAAUCCGAAACCGCCCGCCGAUAGCCGAGCCGGAACUCUCGAAACCCGUCCCCCGAGCGAAUCUCGUUCUUCCCGACGAUCACAUCAUCCCCCCACCGCCUUUCUUUGAUACGGACGUAAGUGACACUAGUUAUAACGACGAUUUGUUAAUGCCACCUAUUACGAUAGUCCCUCAAAAAUUGAUUCUCCCCGAGCCCGUCGUAGCGGAAACAUCCAUGCAGUCUUCUACUACGACGAAUUCGCCAGAAAGCGAAGUACCCCCGCCGGUCAAUUAUUUCGCUUACCCAGAUCCGCAACCGAUCAUAGACGACCGUGCUCGAACAGCCAUUAUUGCAGAAGUGCCAUCGCAACAAGUCUUCCGUGCGUUUGAAUAUCCUUCUCUCAACAGUGAAGAUUAUUAUAAUGAAUUAUCUGUCAGUCCCGGCGGAGAACCAGACCCGCCUGAACUUUUGCAUGUCCAAUAUAAAACUCUUCCGAUAGUUUCACACGUCCCUCACAGUCCUUGCAAUUUGCACCCCGACAGAUCUUACUACGACGAUGGGCCAGGUCCAACUCCCAUUCACAACUCGUUAAAAGAUUUGAGAGUCAAAAAUAUGUCACCUGGUAUGGUUCACUCGACUACAUAUCCGCCCAUUCAGCCCUUCAAUCCAUAUCCAUCUCUAACUACGGUUGCGGGGACAUACAACCCAUACACCUGCACUGUCCCCAUCAGCACAACUGAGAAUAGCAGAAGUCAUAAAGCGCAAGUGUCCCCCUCUCUCGCCAGUGCGAGAAGGGAUAUAAACGCAAACGUCACUGAGGCCGUCCCGUUGUACGCGGGCGACGUGUGCAAAAUUGGUCCGCCAGAAAGAAGAGUCCGUUUCGGCGACGUGACGACUGCGCACGACGAUGACGCAAUGUCGCAUAGUUCGGACCUCCCGAGGGAAGGCAGUUCCUCGCCCGCAUCCGCCCAGAAACCCGCAUGGAGCAGCAAAAUCAAAGCCUUCGCCAUCGGCGAGGUAAACAUCAAUGCUUCCCCGCCUCAUUCGGCAAAUUUUGUGAAGGCGUCUGUCAGCGAUAAGAAAAAAUUCUUUGAAAAUGCAAUGGAAGAAAGUCACAAGCCAUCGCCAAAACCAGAACGAGUAUUCACAUUCCUGUCAGCGGAUGAGGUGGAGAAAUUGAAGCAAGAAGAGGAGAGGAAGAUGGCCACAUUGUCACGUGCGGAGCUCCGCUCGUGGUCCCCGGGGGAGGACCGCCAGAGCGGAGACAGCUCGCACUCCGACGACGAGCCCUACGAGAAUGGCCAUAGGUAACUAUGACUUACUAACCCUUAGCUU